This is a messenger RNA of Pyricularia oryzae 70-15, 201 nucleotides long. RefSeq lists its product as uncharacterized. Bases 1 to 201 code for a protein of 66 amino acids. The transcript is spliced from 4 exons. The record is from RefSeq and is a predicted model, not a curated record. NCBI's taxonomy places the organism in Eukaryota, Fungi, Ascomycota, Sordariomycetes, Magnaporthales, Pyriculariaceae.
AUGGCAGCGAGAGUCCUCAAGCUGCAUGAUAUGUGGGUACCUCUACCUGGGAAUCUAAGCUUCCUUGAGUUUAGGUUGGUAAAAUCCAGACAGGUACUUGGGUACCUCAAGUACCCUGAAAAUCUUAGCCUUGAAACCGGGCAGCCAGACUCACUCUGUACCACCGUACCUGUCAGCGCCGCCUUUAUGGGGCUAGACUAG